UUUUUGAUAAAAAGAAAAGACAAGAAUUGUUUCACCUGCAGUCAGUGUGGAAAGAGUUUGGGAUGUAAAAACAGUCUUAAAAUUCACAUGAGGAUCCACACUGGAGAGAGACCACACAAAUGUGAUCAGUGUGGGAAGAGUUUCAAACAAUCAUCAAACCUUAAUGAUCACAUGUUGAUCCACACUGGAGAGAAAACACACAAAUGUGAUCAAUGCGGCAAAACGUUUUUGACAGCUUCAUGUCUGAAGGUCCAUCUUAAAGUUCACACGAAGGAGAAGCCUUAUUCAUGUUCUGUGUGUGGAAAGAGUUUUUCACAGCGGUCAAGUUUAAGAGAACAUCAGAAAAUCCACACUGGUGUGAAUGAGUAUAUGUGCUUUGAGUGUGAGAAGACUUUUAUUAAUGCUCAACAUUUGAAAAGGCACCAGAGGAUUCACACUGGAGAGAAACCUUACAAGUGUUCACACUGCGACAAGAGAUACAGUGAGUUUAGAAGUCUGAAAACACAUCAGAGGAUUCACACUGGAGAGAGACCUUUCAAGUGUUCGCACUGUGACAAAAAAUUCAGUUUAGAAGGAUAUCUGAAAACACAUGAGAGGAUUCACACUGGAGAGAAACCUUACAAGUGUUCACACUGCGACAAGAGAUUCAGCCAGUUAGGAAAUCUGAAAUCACAUGAGCCUAUUCACACUGAAGAGAAACCGUACACAUGUACUCAGUGUGGGAAGAGUUUCGGACAAUCAAUAUCCCUUACUCGACACAUGAUUGUUCACACUGGAGUGAAACCGUACACAUGUACUCAGUGUGGGAAGAGUUUUGGACAAUCAUCAAACCUUAAUAUUCACAUGUUGAUCCACAGUGGAGAGAAAACACACAAAUGUGAUCAAUGCGGUAAAACAUUUUUGAGAGCUGCAGAGCUGAAGAUCCAUCUUCGAGUUCACACGAAGGAGAAGCCUUAUUCAUGUUCUGUGUGUGGAAAGAGUUUUUCAACACAGUCAUAUUUAAGAGAACAUCAGAAGAUUCACACUGGUGUGAAAGAGUAUAUGUGCUUUGAGUGUGAGAAGACUUUUAUUCGUGCUGAACAAUUGAAAAGACACCAGAGGAUUCACACUGGAGAGAAACCCUACAAGUGUUCACACUGCGACAAGAGAUUCAGUAAUUUAGGACAUCUGAAAUCACAUGAGAGGAUUCACACUGGAGAGAGACCUUACACAUGUACUCAGUGUGGGAAGAGUUUCAGAGAAUCAUCAUCCCUUACUCAACACAUGAAUAUUCACAAUGGAGAGAGACCGUACACAUGUACUCAGUGUGGGAAGAGUUUUAGAAAACCAUCAAACCUUUAUCAACACUUGAUAAUUCACACUGGAGAGAGACCGUACACAUGUACUCAGUGUGGGAAGAGUUUCAAACACUCAUCAAACCUUAAUGAUCACAUGUUGAUCCACACUGGAGAGAAAACACACAAAUGUGAUCAAUGCGGCAAAACGUUUUUGAGAGCUGUAGAGCUGAAGAUCCAUCUUAGAGUUCACACGAAGGAGAAGCCUUAUUCAUGUUCUGUGUGUGGGAAGAGUUUUGCAAGGCAGUCAGGUUUAAGAAAACAUCAGAAGAUUCACACUGGUGUGAAAGAGUAUAUGUGCUUUGAGUGUGAGAAGACUUUUAUUAAUGCUCAACAAUUGAAAAGGCACCAGGUGAUUCACACUGGAGAGAAACCCAACAAGAGUUCACACUGCGACAAGAGAUUCAAUCAAUUAGAAAGGCUGAAAACACAUGAGAAGAUUCACACUGGAGAGACACCGUACACAUGUACUCAGUGUGGGAAGAGUUUUGGACAAUCAUCAUGCCUUAAUGAUCACAUGUUGAUCCACAGUGGAGAGAAAACACACAAAUGUGAUCAAUGCGAUAAAACAUUUUUGAGAGCUGCAGAGCUGAAGAUCCAUCUUCGAGUUCACACGAUGGAGAAACCUUAUUCAUGUUCUGUGUGUGGAAAGAGUUUUGCAAGGCAGUCAGGUUUAAGAGAACAUCAGAAGAUCCACACUGGUGUCAAAAAGUAUAUGUGCUUUGAGUGUGAGAAGACUUUUAUUAGUGGUCAACAUUUGAAAAGGCACCAGGUGAUUCACACUGGAGAGAAACCAUACAAGUGUUCACACUGCGACAAGAGAUUCAAUCGAUUAGACAUUGUGAAAACACAUGAGAGGAUUCACACUGGAGAGAAACCGUACACAUGUACUCAGUGUGGGAAGAGUUUUGGACAAUCAUCAAACCUUUAUCAACACAUGAUUAUUCACACUGAAGAGAAACCGUACACAUGUACUCAGUGUGGGAAGAGUUUCAAACACUCAUCAAAUCUUAAAAUUCACAUGUUGAUCCACAGUGGAGAGAAAACACACAAAUGUGAUCAAUGCGGUAAAACAUUUUUGAGAGCUGCAGAGCUGAAGAUCCAUCUUAGAGUUCAUACGAAGGAGAGGCCUUAGUCAUGUUCUGUGUGUGGAAAGAGUUUUUCACAGCAGUCAAGUUUAAGAGAACAUCAGAAGAUUCACACUGGUGUGAAAGAGUAUAUUUAUUAGUGCUGAACAGUUGAAAAGGCACCAGGUGAUUCACACUGGAGAGAAACCCUACACAUGACCACACUGUGACAAGAAAUUCAAUCAGUUACAAAUCUUGAAAAAUCAUGAGGAUUCACACAAGAAAACACGUACACGUGAUCCAUGUCUGGGGAGUUUAACUGUGAAGAGUCUGGGGAGCCCUUUAACUGCCCCACCAAGAAAAAAAAAAAUUGGAUUGCAUUUCUUAACUCCUUAUGUCGCUAGUUAACACACUCAAUGUAUUUUUUUUUCCAACACCUCCCAUAAUUUCUAAAAUAUCAGCCUCUACCAAAUGGUUGAUGUGUCCGAUUAUGGUAAAAGUACCGGAAUUAAUACAUAUACUAUGAAAAAUCUGAAAAUAUGAAGUCUAAGACCAAUUUAUUUUAAAAAAUAUUACAAAUAAAACAUUUUUGAAUACUAAAUAUCUCUUUUUUAUGUAUGCCAUUAAAUAUUUUCAGAUUUUCAUUUAAUACAGCAAUUUACUUGUUUUUUUUUUAUUUUAUUUUUUUAACAAAACCAAAAUCAAGUGUAGUAGUGCAACAGGAUGUUUGUUUGUUUGUUUGUUUGUUUGUUUGUUUGUUUUGGUAAACCAACAAUGCUGUUUGUGUAAACCAUUAUUUUGAACAGUCAUUAUGUAAAACAGAAAAAAAAUGGUCAACCAUCUGGUAGAGCGGCAGUCAAAGGGUUAAAUGAUACGAGACAGCUGAGAGAGCUUAACGCGCUGCAACUUCAGAAAGCACAUGCAAUUACACAAAACACCAGCAAAUAAACAAACGAUCUUCAACAAUUUAACAGCACACGUGUUGCAAAUUAGUCACAACACAAACGACUGAAGAUACACGCUGCAAAUUGGUCACAACACUUGCAAAUAUCCACGUAACACAACGGAAAUGUUUCUAGGGGACCCAAAAACAUGACGGACCCUGCUGAGAUAUGAAUGUGUUAUUAUGUCGUGUAAUCAGGAUAUUAACAUAAACACAAAAAACAACUCUCGCUUCAAAACCACCUAUCACUUCGCUGAGCAAAAGUCACGGUGUCAUGACCACAAGCAGCAUAACAACAUAUCCAUAUUUCAGCAGGGUCCAUCAUGGUCUGGCUGGCCACCGUAAAAGGACGCACGAAAAUCAGUGGAUUCAUAAAGAGUGACUUCUUGUGUCUCUUUGCAGGACUCAGGAGUCCUGGAUUCAUUAUGUGCCAGCUUUGUACAGUAAAGCGUCAGGUCAGAUUGUGUGUAACCGCUAUCAUAAAGCAGUGAUAUUAUAUUUCCACUAGAUGGCGCUUGUGUACUGUAAACUCAUAUUUAAAUUAGUUGUCGCCUACCCUGUUGUUGUCUAUUGAAAGGAAUGGGUCGAUAGAGCUGCCAUUUUAGUACAGGGUAGCGCUCCUUUGAAAUGAAUGUGCCAAUGUGACCUAGGUGCAGUGGACUGGCCAUCCAGAGCCAGAGAUAUGCACGUAUAUAUUUAUGAUCAGGAGUUUCCCGGUGGUCAGUAUGCAAAGAUUUUUUUUCUACAUCGAUGGAUAAGUGACCGCACGGGCAUUGCCGACAAAGAGCAUGUGUUUGUGUGCAUGGAAAUGUAUUAUCCACCCUCCCUGUUAAAUUUGAUCUAAUCCAUGUUCAGAAACACAGUCUCACACCCUCUCCUGCUUUCACUUCUCAUUCUAAUGGAGGGAGCGAUUCGUUUGUGAUUGAAUCUCCGUUAUGAACAACUCGUUCACUUAGCCGACAACAAUAAUAAUAAUACAGUUUCUGGCACCACAGUGUCUGGUUGUCAUAAUUUAUUUACUUUGUUUGCUUAUUUUUUUCAACAAAACUAGCACAAGCCUGGUAUUUAAUGCAAUUUUGUGCAACUUUGCCUUAUGGUGAAUGCAGUAAGUGACUGUAUUAUCAUCAAUAACGUUACUUUGUGAGCCCAAAAGUUCGUAACAUACAAAAACGUAAAAAACAAAAUCUUACCUAUGAAAUGUUUUGCCUUUAUGCUUUGUUUUCUUUGUUUGCUCGUUACUACACCCGUACACAGCGCUAAAGUCCAGCAUCUUCACAUUGGCACUCUUGACUAGUGCGGUUGAAUGACAUUUGUGCUGGUAGCACUGUAC
Molecule: messenger RNA, 4674 nt
Organism: Danio aesculapii
Lineage: Eukaryota; Metazoa; Chordata; Actinopteri; Cypriniformes; Danionidae
Product: zinc finger protein 91-like
Exons: 1
Biological process (GO): regulation of transcription by RNA polymerase II
Cellular component (GO): nucleus
Molecular function (GO): RNA polymerase II transcription regulatory region sequence-specific DNA binding; DNA-binding transcription factor activity, RNA polymerase II-specific
Source: RefSeq, a predicted model, not a curated record